GGAGGGGGUGGGACGGAGGUGUGACUGUCGCGGAUAAGUGCAUAAAGUGAAUGAUUUGUAAGAGGGAGCGAGAGAGCGAGAGAGCGAGACUUUAAAGGGAGCCAGCGGAAUGUUAUCUCUCAAAUCAUCAGAGGCACGAGGACCAGCACGCGCGGCUGUGAGGAUGGCCGGAGCGACGUUGUCCUAAUCCACGGGAAAACAGAAAGGACAGCCUGAUCGAUCUUAUCUGAGGACGCGUGUCCAUUGUUAUCCACACGCGGGUCAGAGGGCAACACGUCUGCGAGCGUGUGUUAUAUUUAUUUCCGAUCUGUAACUGUGCUCGAGGAAAUUUCAUGAUAUACCAACGCAAACCUUCGUAGCCGGCCGCGUGGAAUUAGUGGCGAGGAAAGUAUUGCCUUACUAAAAAAAUGCUCUCGCUGAUGCUGAAAUAAAUAUUCAGAAAGCACAAUGGACAGAUGAACAUGAAUCACUGACCGAAAAUUUGGGAUUUGAGGGAAUAAACUGAUUCUCAUCCAGUUCACCAUCGAGUGAGGACAGCUAACAAUCAGUGCGCUAUUGAAGCCUUGAUCAAACGGAUCUGAAAAUGAUGCUGAGUCCCGAUCAGACGGAUCCCGACCUCACCUGGACGCAGCAGGACACGGAAUGUCUGAACGUCAUGAAGGUGGAGUGUGUGGCUCACGAGCCCUUAGAGGCCGAGGACGGCAAGACUCGCGCACUCGUGCCGGCAGCGCUCACCAGAGAGGAGAAGAGACGGAGGAGGCGCGCGACCGCCAAAUACCGUUCUGCGCAUGCCACGCGCGAGCGCAUCAGAGUGGAAGCGUUCAACGUAGCGUUCGCUGAGCUGAGGAAGCUGCUGCCGACGCUCCCCCCCGACAAGAAGCUGUCCAAGAUCGAAAUACUUCGCCUAGCUAUCUGUUACAUUUCUUAUCUCAACCACGUGUUGGACGUUUAGACGAACGUUUGCCGUUGCCCUGAAAACAAAACCCUGCGUUGUGUGCGUAAAGAAUGCUUUUAUAAACUUUGAGAAGUGGCACGUUCCGGCUUUUACGCGAAUAGCCUAUUUAAAAAAAAAAGAGAGAGAAAAAUAGCGGUAACGCUUUAUAAUUAGGUCCACCUUCAGAAAUAGGCUGUGUUUUGUUGUCUGUCCCUAUGGAUACUAAAAAGGAAAUCGGAAGAGAGGGAUGGGAACGAGCUUUUUAGUUACCAUAAAGCAUAGCUAACGAACAUUUUAAGCUUAUCGCAAGAAGUGAAGCUUGUUGUUUUUGAUAUUUGAGAUAGUUUAGGAUAGCUUUUCAAACAUUAGCUAUCCUGUUCAACAUCCCACAUCAUGAGCGCAUUUGUGGCAAUAAUUUGUUGUGGGGAGAUUUGAUUUUACAUAAACGAAACAAGUAUUUAUCUUUAGCAACCUUGUUAUAAAUCAAGUUGGAGACAUGUAUAGGCUACUUCUGUGUGCUGGAACAAAUCGUGACCUUGUUAGCCGUUCAUUUAUAUUUUCUUGUUUAUUUAUGAAGUAAAUUAAGUUAUGUGAGUGUCUUUAAAAUAGCAUAUCUAAAGUGUUUACGUAUAUAUGUAAAUAGGCUAUUUAAUGUUUUAUUAUUAUUAUUCCUAUUUUAGACGGAUGUCGCGGAGUUUGGGUUUACUGUUGCUUUUCACUCGCACUUUUUAUUGGCAGUUUUCUUAGGAGUAGGAGGGCCUUCGCUGUGUGUGCACUACGGUUAUUAAUAUAAUGGUGUUGCUGUUGAUGUCCUGUCCUAUGAUAACGAGAAGCACUUCCCAUUGGAUAGGAUCUAUUGCUGUAUUGUUUAUUUUGUUUACAAAGUGCUCAUAGAUAGCGCUUUGGGUACCUGACGACUUGGGGUUGUUUAAAAGAACAAUUACACUAUAUCAAAAGCAUCAGAAUUAAUGUCAUACAAAUAAUGUUGCCACAGACACAAAAAGCCUGUUGCCUGCCUUGCAAGUCUACAAGCUACCCAUAGACGCUCUCUCUGCUGCGACCAAAAAUGAUCUCAAAGCAGAUUAUUUUUCUUUUAGAAGCUAUUUAUAGAGAUUAUUUGUUUACGUGAUUCUUGUGAACCUUUUGGAAAUUUUAUAGUGAACAAAUUAUCUCACAUCUGCCUCAUAUCCAAAGAUCACCCUGUUAAUUCAGGGUUUUGUCCGUCAUUUUGUAGUGGAAUAGCCAGUGCACUGGUUUGUAUCGCAGUUUUUCAUAACUAUUUUAGAAUAAAUAGUACAAAAAAAUAUUCAA
This is a messenger RNA of Puntigrus tetrazona (Sumatra barb), 2245 nucleotides long. It is a transcript of the gene nhlh2, whose product is annotated as nescient helix loop helix 2. Gene Ontology annotation, molecular function: RNA polymerase II cis-regulatory region sequence-specific DNA binding; DNA-binding transcription factor activity, RNA polymerase II-specific; protein dimerization activity. NCBI's taxonomy places the organism in Eukaryota, Metazoa, Chordata, Actinopteri, Cypriniformes, Cyprinidae. Gene Ontology annotation, biological process: regulation of transcription by RNA polymerase II. The transcript has 2 exons. The record is from RefSeq and is a predicted model, not a curated record. Bases 584 to 952 code for a protein of 122 amino acids.